This is a messenger RNA of Cavia porcellus (domestic guinea pig), 9765 nucleotides long. It is a transcript of the gene Galr1, whose product is annotated as galanin receptor 1. Gene Ontology annotation, cellular component: plasma membrane. Gene Ontology annotation, biological process: negative regulation of adenylate cyclase activity; G protein-coupled receptor signaling pathway; positive regulation of cytosolic calcium ion concentration. The record is from RefSeq and is a predicted model, not a curated record. NCBI's taxonomy places the organism in Eukaryota, Metazoa, Chordata, Mammalia, Rodentia, Caviidae. The transcript is spliced from 3 exons. Gene Ontology annotation, molecular function: galanin receptor activity. The coding region runs from base 765 to 1814 and encodes 349 amino acids.
UUAUCCCAGCAGCAAGGUGGGCUGUGAGCUGUCGCUUUAGGAAUGCUUAACCUCUGCUCUGGCUGUGUGACUUCCGGAGGGGGGAACCCAGAGGCGUCCCGCAGCGGGCACAGACUUGAGCUGGGAUGAGUCUUCGCUACCUCUCAGAUGCAGCACAGGUUAGGAGCUCUAGCUCUGCCCACCGCCAGGAAGCACAGAGUGCUAUGGACUACGGACUCGGACUCAGAAUCCCGGCAGAAACUGGGAGGAAGUUGGUGGCGCUGCGCGGUUAGGAGGUGGCGCGCGGGCAGCCAGGCGAGCCCUUUCCAGCAGUGCGGGAGUGUGCAGCUGAGCGCUGCUCAGGGCCCCUGAGCACGGUGGCCAGCAGCGGCCCGGAGCAACAGGUAAGGCCGGAGUCAGGCGCAGGGACGGGGGUUUCCUCCGUUCUCUAGGCUGCAGCCAGCUAGCUCCGGGCUUUGUGACCACGCAGCAGUUGGAGGCGUCCGGGAGCGGACUUCUGUGCACCGUAAAGCCCAGCUGCGGGCUUGUGCCCCCAAACCUUUUCUACAAGGGGCUGGCACAAAGACAGAGCUGCCCGGUACGGAGCUGGAGCGCAGCUGCCAGACACGGACGGACUUGUCCUCCCAGCCCGAAAAGCUCUUGCUGGAAACUCUCGCGCUCGGAGCUCUUGUCUGGGAGACAGGCAACCCUGGCGCUUGCUUUCCCAGGCGGGCACCGCUCCUAGAGGACCCCGCAGCCUUGCACUGGAGGCGCCCGCGUGAGCGAUGGAGCUGGCUGCAUCGAACCUCAGCGCGGGGAACGGGAGCGGACCGAACCCCUUGGCCGCGGAGCCGUGGCUGCUUUUUGGCAUCGGCGUGGAUAACUUUAUCACGCUGGUGGUGUUUGCUUUGAUCUUCGUCUUGGGCGUACUGGGCAACAGCCUGGUGAUCACGGUGCUGGCGCGCAGUAAGCCGGGGCGGCCGCGCAGCACCACCAACCUGUUCAUCCUCAACCUGAGCGUGGCAGACCUGGCCUACCUGCUCUUCUGCAUCCCCUUCCAGGCCACCGUGUACGCGCUGCCCACCUGGGUGCUGGGCGCCUUCGUCUGCAAGUUCACCCACUACGUCUUCACGGUGUCCAUGCUGGUCAGCAUCUUCACUCUGGCCGCGAUGUCCGUGGACCGCUACGUGGCCAUCGUGCACUCGCGGCGCUCCUCCUCCCUGAGGGUGUCCCGCAAUGCGCUCCUGGGCGUGGGCUUCAUCUGGGCGCUUUCCAUCGUCAUGGCCUCGCCCGUGGCCCACCACCAGCGCCUCUUCCACAGGGAGAUCAGCAACCAGACCUUCUGCUGGGAGCACUGGCCCAACCCGACCCACAAGAAGGCCUACGUGGUGUGCACCUUCGUCUUCGGCUACCUGCUGCCGCUUCUGCUCAUCUGCUUUUGUUACGCCAAGGUUCUUAAUCAUUUACAUAAAAAAUUGAAGAACAUCUCCAAGAAGUCAGAAACAUCGAAGAAAAAGACAGCGCAGACGGUCCUGGUGGUGGUCGUGGUGUUCGGGAUAUCCUGGCUGCCCCACCACAUCGUCCAUCUGUGGGCUGAGUUUGGAGCCUUCCCACUGACCCCGGCUUCCUUCUUCUUCAGGAUCACUGCCCACUGCCUGGCCUACAGCAAUUCCUCGGUGAAUCCUAUCAUAUACGCCUUUCUCUCUGAAAAUUUCAGGAAGGCGUAUAAGCAAGUGUUCAAGUGCCACAUUCAAAAUGAAUCACCUCUCAACGAAAACAAAGAAAGCAAAAGUCGAAUAGACACCCCACCAUCAACCAACUGUACUCACGUGUGAGGUAGAUAUGCAGAGUCUACCUGUGGCAUGCCCACGUCCGUGGCUCAUAGGAGAAAAUUCAGUGUACUACUGAGCCACGUUGACACUUGCUAUCCCAAUAGUUUGCUCUUAUUUUAGUUACAUUCCACUUGUGGUCCUUUUAGGAAAUUCCUAGGUCCAGUGAAGAUUAUUGUUCAGUUUUGUUUUAUUUUACUCCUUAAUUAUAAAUAAGACAAAAAAGAGAAAAUGCUGUAUAAUUUUAUCUCUUGAGGAGUGAAAGCUUAAUGGAAUUUUAUUGAUAUGUUCUUAUAUAGAAUGAAGAACAACCACUUAAAUAUGGUAAGGAAUAUUUGCAGAGUACAGUUUUUUUCCCUGGUCCUGGGAAUCAAGCUCAUGACCUGGUGUUUGCCAGGCAGGCUAUAUCCCCAGGCCCAUGCAGCCCAGUGUACAUUUUGAAGCAGAUUUAUCUAGAAAAAAAAAAUGUGCUUUAAUUCCUCAAUGUUAGGAGAAGAGGCAAUAUAUUAUAAGCUGUGUUUUAAAAUACUAUCAUUAACACAGCGCCUCUCGCCAUUUAUGUGGAGACUCAUCUAAGUGGGAGACUUUCUGACAUCUGUGUACACGGGUUUCCACUCCCACUUGCAAAUAGUAUGCAGAGCUUUGGAAGCCAUGCAGAGUCUGUCUGGGACCUCUAGACUCACCCAGUUCAACCCAGGAGGUCGGCACGAGAUUGUGGCUGUGAGUCUGUCCAUUAAAAACUCUCCUGAAGAUGUACUUUUAGUGGUAACUUAAGUGAAGUCAGGGAAAGACUUAAGAACAACUUCUGUGACCAUAGAGGAUGAGUUUCUGAGAACAAAACUGGGUAUCUUAGGUGUGCAUCUAGCCCAGGUAUUAGCUAUGCCUUGUAUGGAACCAAAUAUAUGGAGAGUUUAAAAAAGCCAUCGGAGUGAUGUGUGCAGUCACUUCUAUGGAGCUGAAGAUGGACUGGAAUCUGGAAGUCAGGUGUGUCACAGUCAAGUCGUAUUAAUAAAGCCUGCUAAAGAUUGAUCUCUUAUGAAAGAAUACACUUAGGAUUAUGCUGUCUUGUACAAUGAGUUAAAUUUGUAGUAUAUGUUUCAAUGCAUGUUUUUCCUAAAUAUUUCCUCUGGUAAUGUUUUUUGGAUUAAAUGAUCACUACUUGAGUUGUAAUUGUAAUUUUCAUAUUUAUGUUUACAACGCAAAAAUGGUAUGGAAAUGUUAAAUUUACCCUAUAUUAGGAGAGUUAUUUUCAGACUGUAAAACUAAUAUAUUUUAGGAGGAGUCUAAAGCAAGAACUUUUUUUUUGUUUUUCCUUUUUUUUAUUGGUACCGGGCAUCAAACUCACAACUGCAUGCUUGCAAGGCAGGCGCUUAUGCUGCUGAGCUAAAUCUCCAGGCCCAGCAAGAACUUUUUAUAUAGAAAGAAUUUUGUCUCCUGUGUGCUACUAUCAGGUCAGGAAUCCAUAUAAAAUGGCAAAUUUUAGUUAAAAUAUUUAGUAUAAGCCUGUGACAUGUUAACUUUUCUGUCCAAUUUUAGUUAAAAUAUUUAGUAAACCUGUAGUAUGUUAGCUUCGUGGCUCUUCCAUUUCUUUUCACUAACACACCCACGUGAACAGUGUUCACAUUUGUAUGCAUAAGGCUCUCGGCAGAAUAGGAGAACAUUGUUAGAACAAUGAGAUAUCAUGAGUUUUCAUGUUUGUUCCUAGAGGAUGAGGCACUGGAUGGGUGUGUGAGAUCAUUUUAAAGAACAUCAUAAGUCCUUUGCAUGGAAAUAUUUGGCACUUUGUGGAAAUACAGGAGCAGAAAUAUUGUAUCCUGAGAUUUGUGGGACUUGAAGCCACCAUGCAGAAGCUGGAACAGUUACUUUGUGUAUGAAUUCAUGGUGUGCAAAAGUCUGCCUCCUGGCUGCUGUGGGUCUUGCAUGCACAAGCAGGAUGAUUUUAUUUCCCUGCUGUCUUCUGUUUCAUAGGCACAUAAAUGGAAGCAUUAAAAAUACAGUGGCUGAUGCUACCCUUUUCUAGUAGACAGGCUGAAAUCUGCUUUGGCACGUUUAUAGCAAUGUUUAUAGCCUUCUGUCUGGAUGCUGCUGGGCUGGCAGAGGCUAGAGGCACAGCACAGAAGUGACUAGUAGAACUAGCAAACUCCCAAGUUACAUAAGAUAUUCUUGCUGUGUGUUGCUGUGCCAAGUUGUUUAGAGUUAGGUUGCAUCUACUUCUGAAACCAGUUUUGAUAUUAACAGUAGCCUACCUUCUGCAGUGAUCUAAACCUAUAUGAAAUGUUCUGAAUGAGAUGUCCUAGAGAGCCUGUGCCAGACCUCUUACCCAGAGGAGUGCAUGUGAAGCAUUUGUCAGGUUUCUGCUUCCAAGGUGGAAUUUUCCCUAAUAUAUAGUUCACCGUGUCCAGUUUGAAAGCACUCUCUCUUGCAUGACUGAGUGAAGAGACCUCUUAGAGACAUGCCUUUUUUCCAGCCAUCAGGCUGAAGGAGAAAAGCUGUGUGUGCCUUUGAAACCAGGAUGCUCAGAACCAGGCUUUUUAGUGUGCAUCAAAGAAAAUUGGUGCUGUCUCUUCAGAUUUGGCUGCUUUGGUUCCCUAAGGAAGCUGUUAUUUUUUUCUAGGAUUUAUCUUUCUUACUGGGAUAUGGGCUCGGGAAUACUUAAAUAGCUGAUGCUCACUGUCCCCACGUGCAAGCAUCAAGUCCAGUUCUCCAUCAAUGCAUACAGUGACGUGACUGGAAACACUUCCCAGUCUGCUUCCCCAGGAGACAUCUCAAUGGACUCAUGCUAUGCUAUUUUGACCAUAUAUGUGACCUGGAAUGUCAGGCAAUUUUCUGGAUGUAUUUAGAAAACUUUGCUUUUAACUAACAUGUUUUGUUUUACACAUUCAAAGUAGCUGAAUCAUUUCCUGGGCCCUGGGGCCCCGAUCUCUUGUGCUUCUUUUUAUUAUAACUUACUUCUUUCCAGAAUUCCUCCCUCUAAUGAUUGCCAUAGUUAAAUUCUUCCCUUGGCCCAGAUACAGUGAAUUAGAGUGGAAAAGAGAGAUGCUGGGUCAGUUCUGUGAGUCAUGUACAGCCCUGGACUUCUUGUGACUCAGUUUUUAAUCCUGAUGUUGCAAAUUACUGACUUUUAACAGCUCUUUCAGUAUCUCUGAGACUAUGCCGUGAUAAUUCCACUGUAUUAACCAGAACCCAAGAUUGGGAUGCUUCUGUGUAGGAGAGGGCAGCUUAGCCUAAGUGUCUGCUUCCUUUCUAUAUGUGGCCUUGGAUACAAGUUCUAGAAUGCUUGUGCUGAAGCGACAUUACAUUGGGUAUAAUAAUGUACUGUACAGCUUCAUCACGCGCUUGUUUCAAAAGCUUUAUUUUAAAUACCUGUAUAUAAGUUACAUAAUCAAGUGAAUUGGGCUAAAGCACCCAUCUGGCUACUUCCUCGGGAAACUUAGUAUUUAAAAUGUAAAUUUUUAUCUAUAGUGAUUGCAAAUAUUUUCCAUUUUGAAUGCACAUUGUGGGUAGCUAUUUGUUAAAGAGAAUCACAUUCCUAUUGGCCAUUAAGAAUGUUGCUUGUUAAGUCUUUCUCAAAUACAUAUUAAUGGCAUGUUUAGUUAAUGACAUUUAUUUUACAGCUAUAUAAAAUAAGAGUACAUGCCUAACGUUCUGACAGUUACUUGUUGACUUGAAAAUAUUAUACAGUGGCAAUUUACCCAGUUUUAAUUUACAGCGUAUAUGAAUGUUUUCUCUUUCAGAAAUGGAAAAUUUGAACCUGGAGAGCAAUUUAAAGUGCUUCAGACUUUUUUUGCGAUCCUUGGGAUUGAGCCCAGGGUGUUCUAUCACUGAGCUGCAUCCCUAGCCUUUCUGGUGUUUAUUUUGAGACAGCAUCUUGCUCUGUUGCCUAGACUGGCCCCGUAUUAGUGACCUUCUUACUUCACCCCCAGAGUAACUGGGAUCACAGGGGUGUGUUACUGCAUCUGCUUGCUUCCAUCAUCUUUGGUUUCCCGUAAAACUGGCGUAUCUAAUGCUGUGUGUUGUAAAGCAUUGGUCAGGAUGUUUCUCUCAUUGUUUGAAGAGUAUCUCUUGUUCCAGAUUGGGGCUCCUCAGUUGGCAGGCUCAGGUGCCAUCUCAGGCUUCUCUGUGAGAUCUGUGAAGGCUCUGGGCACUUGAUUCCCUGCAGGACCCUGUGCAGCUCCCGAUCAUUCACGUGCUUCCAUCAGCACUGUCGCAUGACUCCCAGGUUCUGCUCUGUGUGCAGGGCCAUAACCGUGUGUGCCAAGAGCAGCAUGGUGAUGCCUGAGUGUUCUAACUAUAUGGUGGGUGCAACCUCAGCCAAAUUUUCUGUCUCUGUUUCAGCAUUGACUUCAUUUGACGUAGUAAGCCACUAUGUAAGGAACUCAUCAUGUAGCUCUAGGGUUUGAUGUCACCUUUGGAGUGAAAAGCCUCGCCUUUUUGCUGAGAACAAAUUUAUGGAUAUCUCAAGAUGCAAUUCCAAGGUUUUGGUUGUUAGAGAAUUCAGGGAGAAAAGGUAACUGAAGUGCAUUGAAACUGGUCUCCACUACUUAAUUUUUUGAACUUUGAGGGAGAGGCAACCAAUACAGUCAUCUCCAAAUUAAUGUGAGUUAGUGCUCUUUGAGUUUGCAAUGGAACACUGUCUUAUUGUGUUUCAUACACUGUAAGUUGAUUAUUAAAAUUGGACUACUAAUGUGCCAUCAUUCUAAAGCUCUUUUUGUGUACUUUAGUGGGCUUGUUUUGGGCAGUCAAGCUGCAAGUCACAUAAUGGGCAGUCCUGGGGGUGGGCUGAGGAAGGGUGGCCUACACCUGACAGGAGUGUCAGGCAGUAUUUUUUCAGAACAGCUGUGGGUAGGAGGCAGGUCCUACGGGGCACUUCUGUUUGACAUGGCCUUUGCACUGAUGUGCCCCACAAGGGAAGAGUUUUUCUAGUAACUGGACUCAGUGGCAAUCAGUGGACUUCUGAAGGAUGCCAGAGAUAGAAUUUAAGGCCUCAGGAUAGCAUGGGCUUAUGUCAAGUAUGAAAUGGAUCAGCAAAUUGUUCAGGAAAUCAGAGAACAUUGUUUUAUUUGGGCUUGAGGGUCUGCUUUUUGGGCCCUAGGUCUUGGGCAUUGACUACAGAUGGACCAUGGGAACUGGAUGGAUCGAAGCAGCCUCCAGGCUUCUGCUCUUUAUCCAACCAAUGAUUUCUGCUUCAGGGGCCUUUGGGGAUCUAAGGAAUAUCCACUAGAAAUGAGUUACAGAUCAAUUCAUUCACGUAAUGCAUCAUCCCUCAGUGGUGUUGAAUUUUUUUGGUUGCUUUUUCAUGAACUGUUUCUUAUACAUCAUUUUUUUACUGUUCUCCCCUGCUCCUUUCUUGCAAUGAGCUAUAUUUCUAUGCUUGGGGAUUCCAGUUUCUGUUGGUGUCAAGUUCACAAGAGGCUUGAUCCACAACCCCCCCCCCCGCCCUCAUUAUUUUGUCUGGAUUUAGGGGUUGGCCUGGCUGUCUUAUUAGUAUUUAAGAAACAGAAAAGUGUGAGAAAUACAAGCUUUAUGAGCAAGUUGCUUCUAAAUCAGGUCACAGGUAGCCAGUUUCUUCAGAGUCACAUGGCAGGAGAGUCAAUCCUGGCAUGAUUGUUGGGAGGGCUUUUGCUGGGAUGCUGGGCCCGGCGGAUGCCACAUCCCUGAGGACUUGUUUCCCACUGAAUGUUGUGCAAGUAUCAUUGCUUUGGAAGUGGCAGGAUGUAGUGGUACAGGUUUGCCAGCAAGUUGUGGAGUCCCCACUCCAGAAUCAGACUCUGGUCACAGCAAGCUGUCCUGGGACUGCUCCAUUAAGUAGUAACCAAACUUUUACCUUGCCGAGGAGACGUGGGCAGGUCUGAAAUGAGUUUCCAUCACCCUGAGCUGGAACUUUUUCUAACUCAAGUGAGGAUGAGUGUAGAUAGGCCUGGGGUGCACCUGACAACCAUGGGAGAACACUCAGGAUCAGAAUGCAGAGUGAGUGGCCUGCUGAUGUAUCUGGCAAUGUAGGUGCUGCUGGUUAAACAAAAUUGUCAUUUAGAAACAGCAAAAAGCCUCGAAGGGAGAAAUAGGAACACGGGUUGCUUUCUAGUGGAAACAUUCCCAUUUUGUUAAGAAGGAAUUAAAUUCAGGGCCACCCAGCUUUGACUAUUAGAAAGUGUUUUUGAUGCUGAAAGCUGGUGAUUUUAGUUUGCAGAGGAUAUUGCUGGCAUGUUGAUGCAGCUAAUGAGAUUGAGUUCAAUGUUCAGGCACAGAAUCAGGGAGAAAAAGAGUCCAACACCAUCUUUAGGCAUUCAUGCUUCAUUCCCCCGCAGCCUCCUGGGCUGCAGAGAGAAUUUUACCUUAGCAGGCCCAGAUUGGAACAAACAGGGGCAGCAUUUGUGAUGUUUUCCAGAGAGAGAGCUAAUGUGGAGGAAGAGCCAAGCUUGACAAUUCCCCUGAACUAAACUCAGCUUACAAUUCAAUCAUAUUCACAAACUAGAAAUGAAAUUUUCCAUAUUCUGAUUUUCUGGAGUGAUGUCUUAUUGUUCACAUAUCACAGAUGGGCUGAAAAGUUGACAAGAGGAUAGAAAUCCAAAGUUUCCGUGAAUUCUGCUGAACAGCUGUGAAUUUCUGUUUCUACCUGUCACAGCAAGGACGCAGGCAGGGUGGACGUGAGGUCUAAAUUCUGUUGGAACUUUGCUCUCAGGAUCGCUGUCUUUUGUAUUCUCCUCUGGGGAGAAAGAAUCUGGAAAUGAUAAAUAAAUCCUAAACCAACUGCCUUUGAAUGUGCUGGGGACUUUACAAUAGUCCCAUGCUCUGCCUUCUCCUUAGAAUAGAGCUCCUCAAACCUUACAGGACAUCAGAAUUACUAAAAGGGCUGGUUUUCACAGGUUUCUGGUGAACCCUCAGGCGUUGUGUUGCAGCAGCUUGGAGCGAGGGCCUCCAGUGUGCAUGGCUAGCUUACCCUUUGUUGAUGUUCCCUGCCAGUCCAGAGGCCACUUAUAGAGAAACAACAGCUGAAUAAUUGACUAUAAAGUGAAGGUGAAGGCAUGUGUGUGUGAGUGUGUGUGUGUGUGUGUGUGUGUGUGUGUGUGUGUGUUUCUUUUAAAGCACCUGCACUUCCAAAGUUGAAGACUAUUCAAUUUGACAAGAUGGACUUUUAAAAGUGUUAACUUCUAUGGUUUUAUGAGGGAAAAAAUUUACAUAGGGUUUCAAUCACUUAGAUUUUUAUUAUAUAUAUUGAUCAGAUUCAUGCUAUCUUUUGAAUUAUUACAUUACCUUAGCCACAAAAAUCUACGUUUUCAAGACCAUGAAAGGGUUUGCUAAUGUACCAAUCAGUCAUUUCAGAAUUAUCACAAUGUUUCCUCAAAAGAAUAAAACAGCUUGGAGGAAAAGGAGCCUAUGCAUCCCUUUUGUUCCCCCCCCCCCCAAACACAAAAUUUUAGAAUAGUGUUCAGAAUUUGUUCUGUGUGAAUUUGGGGCCUCAGUUUAGGAGGAUCAAUAUUUUAAGUCAAUGUUUAAAUUAAAUAUAUGCAUCCUUCUAUGUGGCUGUUAAUUUCUGUCUAUAUUAUUAUCUCCAAAAGAUACAGCUAACAUUUCAUAUUCUUAAUAAAGUAAGCAGUACAAGUAAAGAAUAAAGACCUGUGUAUACUGUAUUUUGAUUUUACUAGUGUGAUUGUUUAAAUGCUGCUGUAUAAGACAUUGCUGGACAUGGAUCUUUUGGUACCUGAUGCUGCUACAAUCAUUCCCUAAAGACCUGGUCAUGCACUUUCUCUCGUCUUGUGUAGCUCCAACAUGAAUAAACGUGAGCUUACAGAGCUGAAAGCUUAAAAUUAAGUUUGUUAUUCCAUUUAAUACCAAAGGUGGUCAUUCUGAAUCACCCUGCCUGCCUCUGUGUUCUGCUGCAUGAAAUCUGGCUGAACUUUGUGAUUUGAACCAAUUUUUCUUUAGUGGAAAAUAAAAAUUGUUCUUCAAAAUGUUCUAA